AUGAACUUUCACCCGGAACGGGAGAGGAUUCUUAAAGACAAGGUCGGCGAGCGUCGGGGCAACCUCUUCACGCAGGUCAAGACGUGGGCACAUGGGCCAGGCGGGUUCGUCAGGGAAUCGAAGAUUUCCAUGCUGGCUGCUGAGAACAUGGCGCCGGUGCAGCGCCGCAACGUCCAGCAGUGGCACCUUUUCUAUUUCGAUGCCGUUUAUGGCAGCAAGUGGCACUGCGAUCCUGACACGGGGCGCCUGUUCGCCAACAAGGCGUUUGACAUGGCGCUCUGCAAGGGACUUGGCGGUCGCAGGUGCAAGACGAUGUUUGCCAAGAUCCCAGUGGUGGCAACGAUUUGCCAUGUGGUUGAAUGGCCCAUGGAAAAUGCGGGGAGCCGUGACACGCCUGCCCUAGAUGGCAGUGACUCCAACAACAGGAGGGAAGUGCAGCUGAAAGUUGGGGUGAUUAUUGAUUGGAUUAAGGAUAGGUUAUCCCGGGGGGAUAAUAUCUAUCGCAACACUGCCCCUGCAGGCUUUCAGAUGGGAGCAAACCCGUUAGUGCGUAUUGUGAUCGCAGGGUUUGAGGACGAGUUUGCUGGGUUGCUGCCAUAA
Closterium sp. Naga37s-1 is the source of this 600-nucleotide messenger RNA. The record is from the annotation of a GenBank genome assembly. Lineage: Eukaryota; Viridiplantae; Streptophyta; Zygnematophyceae; Desmidiales; Closteriaceae.